This is a messenger RNA of Phytomonas sp. EM1, 2301 nucleotides long. The record is from the annotation of a GenBank genome assembly. Lineage: Eukaryota; Euglenozoa; Kinetoplastea; Trypanosomatida; Trypanosomatidae.
AUGGACAUUAACAGUCGAGUAGGAACUGAUGUCUCCAGUAGUAGAAAGAAAUUAAUGAGCGAAAAAGAAGAAAUUUCCCUCCCGGAAACCGAUAAGUUUUCUGAAAAAGGUGAUUUGGAUGAAAUACAGGCUGUAUGUGUGCAAGCGCAAGCCAGAUGUAAUGGUUCCACGCUAACAGGCUCUAAUCUGACUGCAGAAGACGAGCAAAAAACAACACGCACCCACAAGACCGUGAAUAAAAACCCUAGCUGUGAAUCUGAUGCUGGCACUUAUAGAGAUCCAGUGGGAGAAAGUUGCCCCAGGUUGCCCAAUUGGGUGGAAGCGAGCUGUUCCCCUACCGCCAGCCACAGCCCCGUUCGUACUGAAAUGGGGGAGCAGAAUUCCACCCUCAUUGAUUUUAUCGAUCUUCCGUUUGUUGCGGACUCAAGAAAUGAUGAGUUAAUAGAAAUCCCAUUCACGAUCCAAUCUGAAACGUUUAAAGUUCCGAUCGCAUGCCCGGAUGAUUUACUCGAGGGGGAGGAUAGCUAUUGGCGUCCUGGGAAGCCCCUUCGCAUUUCUUUUACCACGUGGAACAUGGCAAAACGGAGGCCGAGAAUGGAUGAAGUGGAAUCUGUCUGCAUUCACCCUAAUGCGCACCUGAUUGCUGUAGGGACUCAGGAGAAUGGACAUCUCGUGAACAACCAGCAACGUCACUCGCGCUGGGUGAAAGAUAUUGCAUCUAGAUGUCUUAAAAACCAAUACGCGCUUGUCGGCACCAGAUGUUUGUGGGGAAUUCAUCUUGUGCUCUUUGCGCGUCGACGUGAUGUGGCCGGCUACGUUUCGCAUGUUCACGGCUCCGAGGUUCGAAGGGGGUUGUUCGGCAUAUGCGGCAACAAGGGCGCCGUGGCUUUAGCCCUAGCGCUGUCAAUGACCCCCCGGCAGGAGCCAUUUUACCCGUCUCCAUCCGAACCAUUCGAUGCAUCCCCCGUUACCCCUACUAUAAUCGAAUCCAAGUGCUCCCCCAAUCGCAACCGCACUCGUGACACUUUGUCCAAUUCGGUCGGCAUAUUAAACGUACCCCAAAAGGGGAUAUUGCUUCCAUCUAUUCAGCCUCGGCACCAAAGCCACACUGGAGUUCAGAAUCCCAGCAAUGAGCUCUUCUGUGAUGUUGAUAACAUUAUGACACCUUCCCCCACCCCUGACAUGAAGCUCCAUUUACCGAAAGGUUUGAGGGCUCCUGGUGGGACUCCACAGGUGAGACCUUUAUUCUGUUGGAAUUCUAACAUGAGAUUGGAGACCUCUAGUGUGGGAUAUAAGGCUGAAAAAAAAGAUAAUACAACUUCUGUCCAGAAAGAGAUUUUUCUACCUUCUCAAGACUCUUGUUCAGACCUAUCGAAGCAGCAGACACGUUCCAUUGGAUCUCUAGCCCUCAUGGUGCAACCACAAACGCCUGAGAAGACCAUAGAUGUCGCUCCGCACUUAGACCAACCCUCAUUGAAUCCGCCUUUUCUGACUCUCUUGCUCAUUUCCGCUCAUAUGGCGCCACACCAGAGUGCUGUGCAGGAUCGAAACAUGGACUACCGACACAUUGUGCACAAACUCCGUGUAGGUCUUCGUGGGAAAUAUCAUGAAUUCUUUAAGAAAUUGAUUGAAAAAAGGAAAAAAAAUAAACCACUGUCUGAAAACGUCCGCCGCCCCUUCGAAACAAACCUAGUUGAGAGGGACUCCGACUCAAAUGACAGAGAGGGGGAUGGCGAAACGAGUGCCACCUCCUACUCAUCGCUGGACAAGAGGGGGGAACCACAUCUACCUGAGCUAAAGCCCCCUUCUCCUUCGACCUUCCCCACAAAAGGUCAGAACAAGGAGCUUCGACACGACGUUACGGAGGAUUUCGACUUCACUAUCUUCGGUGGGGACCUGAACUAUAGAAUAAACGGUACACGCUCGGCAAUCGAAUCCAUUGUUGAACGCCACCGUAACAUCCGUUCGAUUCUCAUCAAUAACGAUCAACUGACUCAGGAGAGGGCGAAAAAGGCGGUGUUUCAUCAUUUCAAAGAGGGGAGGAUAAAUUUUAGGCCAACGUACAAGUACGAAAUACACCCUUCAGGUAGCAUCAUUUUGAAUGAGCGUAACUUCUCUCGCAAGAAAAUGAGAAUGCCGGCGUAUUGUGAUCGCAUUUUAUUUAAAAAAACGCAUGGCUCCAGCGCUGGACACGUUACAGUUCGCCUAUACACAGACGUGCCGGGUGUCUACACCAGCGAUCACCGUCCGGUAGCUAACAUCUUAGAUAUCGACACGAGUGCCUCGUGUGGAGCAGUGUAA